UGGUGAAUCCUCUCCUCUCCUCUCCUCCUGUUUAUCUUUUAGCGGGAAGGAAGAGCGACUCGUUUGGAUCCUGAUGGAGCUUCCGGCUUUGCUUGCAGGGAAUUUCUUCUCAAAAGCAGUGAAACCACGGUUUGGGAUGAGAUUUGGUUGUGGUUAUGGAUUGAAUAAUCGAGUUAUAACUAGGGAUUUUAAGUGUUGUUCUAGCAGCUUAUCUGAUGCGCGUGUGCUCUAUUGCGUGGCUCCUGCAAUGGGCCAUAAUAAGGAAUCACAUCCUGAAUCAAAUUUGAGGGUGCCUGCGAUCGUCGAUGCUCUUGAAAGGAUGGAACUUACUCCAAAGCAUCGUGGCCCGGUGGUGUAUGAACUACAAAAGUUUCGACCUGCUUCAAUGGAUGAUAUUGCUAGUGUGCAUGCUAGAGCAUAUGUUGCCGGUCUUGAAAAGGCAAUGUCACAAGCUUCUGAGGAAGGCCUUAUUUUCAUUGAUGGGUCUGGGCCAACAUAUGCUACCCCUACUACUUUUCAGGAGUCCCUUGUUGCAGCUGGAGCUGGGAUUUCCUUGGUUGACUCAGUGGUUACAGCAUCUAGCAUGAACUCAAAUCCACCUAUAGGAUUCGCCUUAAUUCGGCCUCCAGGUCAUCAUGCGGUGCCCGAUGGCCCUAUGGGUUUUUGUGUUUUUGGGAACAUAGCUGUUGCUGCUCGCCAUGCUCAACGUGUCCAUGGUUUAAAGAGAGUUUUCAUAAUUGAUUUUGAUGUCCACCAUGGUAAUGGGACAUGUGAUGCAUUUUAUGAUGAUCCAGAUAUAUUCUUCUUGUCUACUCAUCAGGUGGGAAGCUACCCUGGUACAGGUAAAAUUGAUCAGGUUGGUCAAGGUAGCGGUGAAGGUACGACACUGAACAUGCCAUUACCCGGUGGUUCAGGUGAUACAUCAAUGAGGUCUGUUUUCGAUGAAGUCAUUGUGCCAUGUGCUCAAAGAUUUAAGCCGGAUAUUAUUCUCAUAUCAGCUGGCUAUGAUGCUCAUGUAUUGGAUCCGCUAGCGGGUCUGCAAUUCACGACAGCUACAUACUACAUGCUCGCAUCAAACAUAAAACAACUAGCACAGGAGCUAUGUGGUGGCCGUUGUGUGUUCUUCUUGGAAGGAGGCUACAAUCUCCAGUCUCUCUCAAAUUCAGUUGCUGACUCAUUUCGCGCAUUUCUCACUGAACCAAGCAUGGCUUCUCAAUUCGAUAAUCCUGCUGCUUUGUACGAAGAACCUUUGUCUAAAGUUAAACAAGUAAUCCAGAAGGUCAAGUAUAUACAUUCCCUUUGAGAGUCAAGAUGAACAAUGAUCUCUUUGUUAAUAGAAUUAUUAUUGAUGAGCUUGACUAGCUUGUUCCUUCAGAGUCCUCUAUGGAUGUGUCUGUAAAUUUGGCUCAUAAUUGCAAAUAUAAAGUUCUUAUCAAUAGACAAUGGCAGGUAAAUUUUCCA
Molecule: messenger RNA, 1461 nt
Organism: Dioscorea cayenensis subsp. rotundata (Guinea yam)
Lineage: Eukaryota; Viridiplantae; Streptophyta; Magnoliopsida; Dioscoreales; Dioscoreaceae
Product: histone deacetylase 14
Exons: 9
Coding region: 74-1303 (409 amino acids)
Source: RefSeq, a predicted model, not a curated record